Molecule: messenger RNA, 2649 nt
Organism: Kazachstania africana CBS 2517
Lineage: Eukaryota; Fungi; Ascomycota; Saccharomycetes; Saccharomycetales; Saccharomycetaceae
Gene: ARG81
Product: Arg81p
Exons: 1
Coding region: 1-2649 (882 amino acids)
Biological process (GO): regulation of DNA-templated transcription
Molecular function (GO): DNA-binding transcription factor activity, RNA polymerase II-specific; zinc ion binding
Source: RefSeq, a predicted model, not a curated record
AUGAGUUCUACUUAUUCUAUUAACAAGAGGAGCAGGAUCCAAAGAGCCAAAACAUUCACUGGUUGCUGGACGUGUAGAGCGCGCAAGGUUAAAUGUGAUUUGACUCGACCAAGUUGUACAAGAUGUGAGAGAUCUGGUUUAAAAUGUGGUGGUUAUGAUAUUAAACUCCGUUGGUCCAAGCCCGUAUGGUUUAAUGAAUAUGGUAUUCAAAUUUCAACUGCUAGUAAUAAUCGUAAGAACGUAAACGAAAUGUCGCCUUCACCAGUCAGUGGUAUAAAUGAAGAAAACAACCAAUACCAGAGAAGGAAUAUCAGUUUUGUCAAAUACAAGGAGGAAUAUGUAUUUCAUGAAGAUAUGGACGACGAAUUGAGUAUGCUGCAUGCACCCCCUGCCGAUAAAAUAGAAGAUAACAAGACGUGGAUUAUCAAGAAGUUUGGUGUAUUCAAAGGUUGCGAUAAUGAUAAAGCCAACCAAAUUACAAAGAAAAGAAAGAAAUCUGCCACAAGUGAGACUCCGUCUCAAAGAAAUGAAUGUAGCGGAGCAGAUGAUGAAGAUACCGAACAUUUGUCAUUAAAUAGUUUUGCCGCAUCAGAAUCAAGUGAAAAUCUUGGAGCCAAUAAAAAUGAUAACAAAGUGGAUCAUUAUGAUCGGCGGCUCGAAUUAGAGGAUAGUCUUCCGAAAUCCGGUGGUGGAAUAGUUGGAUUUGAAUGGCUCUUUCCUGAAUUGUUAGAUGAUGUGAUUAUUUCAGCGUUGGCCCUUCAAAGAGGAACUGAAGGGAUAGUAGAAGAUAGAUAUUCGACUGAUGGUAUUUCAUUUCUUCCAAGUAAGGUCUCUACGGUAACAGCACUAUCGAGCGAUCAAUAUCGUAGUCAAUUGCCGUCAGGAGCACCUGAUGCUCGGAACGCCAGUGAUAAUCAAGAUCCAUUGCAGGAAACUUUGGAGGGUUUUUUUACCAGGCCACUUCAACAAGACAAUCGUUAUAAUUUGAGUUUGGAGCCAUCUUCUGUAUCUAUGGUAGAGAUUGGAAAAGAUUUUCCUAGCCAGGAAGGAGUAAGUGUGAAGGAAUCGAAGGCUUCAGUCUCUCCCAACUUAAUUGUCGCAAGAACAAUGACUGAUAUUUUUUGUACCAACCUCAAAACUGGGCAGAUUGUAAAUUACAUAGGAAAUGUUAUUCCUUCUUUAAAAGCUGAAAACAACAAAUUACGUACUCAUGCAUUAGCGAGCCAUCUUAUGAAGUUUUAUGUGAAACAUGUGGCCAGGUUGAUGCCCGCUGUUGCUGUAAAACAAAAUAUUUGGCAGACGAUAUACCUCCCCAGGGCAUUACAAGCUCUAGGAGAACUGAUGACCCUGGGCAAAACAUCUAAUUCAAAAAAUUGCAUGCUAAACACGUUGCUUGCCCUGUCAUGUUUUGCUUUGCAAAAAAAUUACGUGAAUGAUCCUACAAUACGAGGUUUCUUUUUAAAUUUGGGUAUAGAACUACGGAAUCAGGCGGAUAACUUUUUAAUGUUGUGUCUUAAAGUUGAGCAACCCCAAGAGAAAUAUAAAGAAGUGUUAACCUCUCUUAUGGCUAUAAAUUAUGUUGAUGUUGUGUGGGGAAUCGUUAGCAAAUAUCAACCUUACCUAAACAUCUGUGGAGACAUUAUACAAAGGAGAAUGCAGCUGAAGCCCCAUUUAUCUGAAAAAGCAAAGGCCCUUCAUGAGACUCUGGCAUUCUCAAAAAUAGUCCAAGACAGUACUACAUUUGAUGAUGUUCAUGAUAACGAAAUUAUGUUCAAAGCUGAUAAGGAUCAGACACAAUUUACUACCCCUGGCACAGAACAUGAUGAGUCUCUUCUUGUAAAAAACUCAACAAAAAAGAAUAUCGGUACGAAAAGUUCUGGCAGAUGUGAUAUUGAACUAUCUCUAGGGCACUUGGAAGCUAAUGAUAAAAUGUUAACUGAGCCUGGUUCCUUGAAGCAAGACAAAAAAGAAAAGUCCUCUUUUUUUACAACUUUAGCGAGCGAAAUAUUCUUGACUACCAGUCAGAAUCGUAGGCAGGGAUAUAUUUCAGAUUCAUUACCAAAUUCUUUGUUACUUCUCUUCUCCGACUGCGUAAUGAUUGUGAGGCACAUUGUAUACUUUGACAAAAGAAGUAUCUCAAUACCCAAAGAAUUCAGUAAUAUUAUUGGGGAUUAUGAAAAGAAGUUAAUGAAGUGGAAGCCUGAUUGUAAUUUUUAUAAAGACACCAGCACAAAAACUUUCAUUAGCGACAAAGCAGAAGGAAUAUAUCAUCAUACAAUGAGCUUUUAUAAUGGUCUCCUGAUAUAUUACUUCUCAUUGGUGAGACAUUUAACAGAUGAGUCUCUUCAGCCCUAUGUUGUACGAGUAUUAAGUCAUCUAAAGUCAUUGAAUGAAAUAACUGAGGAAAAAGCUUUGAUUAUAUCAACCUCUGUCUGGCAGGGAUUUAUUGCUGGCUGUUCCUGUAUUUCACCAGAAGUACAAAACGACUUCAAGGACUGGGCUACUAGACUGGGAUCAUCCGGUAUAGGGUCCUACUGGGGGUUAAGACAAAUUAUGUACGAGGUUUGGCGAAGAAAGCAAAAUGGUAAAGAGGGUGCUACUUGGUUUUCUCUGCAGAAAGAAAUGAAAAUAAUUUUGCUGUUAUUAUAG